CUUCGCGACUGCAAUGACGUCAUUGGCGUGCGACGACACCAUAGUAGGUUUAUUACAUGAGUUCUUUAAAGAGCGAUAAACGAUGACAACAACUCUAAAACAAGCUUUAAAAACCCACUUUGGGUUCGACAACUUCCGAUCUAAAGUGCAGGAGGAUGUCGUUAAAGUAGUAGUUAAAGGUGACAGGGAUGUGUUUGUGUGCAUGCCCACUGGAGCAGGAAAGUCCCUCUGUUACCAGCUGCCUGCUGUCAUGGCCGAGGGUAUUACUCUGGUUAUAUCCCCGCUGAUCGCCCUCAUCCAGGACCAGGUGGACCACCUGAGGAACCUGAACAUCCCCGCCUGCUCCAUCAACUCCAAGCUGCCAGCGGCCGAGCGCCGUCUGAUCCUGGCCGACCUCGGGAGCAGCAGCCCCAAGCUGAAGCUGCUGUACAUCACCCCCGAGAUGGUGGCCUCUCCCUCGUUCCAGCCCUGCCUGAGCGGCCUGUGCUCCCGCGGCCUGCUGUCUUACCUGGCUGUGGACGAGGCUCACUGCGUCUCCCAGUGGGGCCACGACUUCAGGCCGGACUACCUGAAACUGGGAGAGCUGCGCGGGCGCCUGCGGGGGGUUCCCUGCUUGGCCCUCACGGCAACAGCGCCCAAGAACGUACAGGAGGACAUUGUUCAGUCCCUGGGGCUGCGCUCGCCGCAGACCUUCGUGACACCCGUGUUCCGCAGCAACCUGCACUACGACGUGAUCUUCAGGGAGCUGCUGCCGAACCCUUACGUCCACCUGCACGCCUUCGUUCAGGAGGCGCUGGCGCUGGACAGCGGCUCCAAUCAGCAGGGCUGUGGGAUUGUGUACUGUCGGACCAGGGAAGGCUGUGAAACAGUGGCUCACCAGCUGACCAAGCUCGGAGUCUUGGCCAAACCGUACCAUGCAGGCCUGAGAGCAGGAGAUCGCACAGAGGUCCAGAAUGAGUGGAUGCAAGGGAAGGUGCUGGUCAUCGUAGCCACCAUCAGCUUCGGGAUGGGAGUCGACAAGGCGAAUGUCAGGUUUGUAGCUCACUGGAAUUUCGCCAAGUCGCUGGCGAGUUACUACCAAGAGUCUGGGCGAGCUGGGAGGGACGGGCUUCCCUCCUCCUGUCGCACGUACUACUCCCCGAGAGACAAGGAGCAAUUGAACUUCCUCAUCCGGAAGGAGGUGGCCCGCAGACAGGAGAAACGAGGGUGUGCAAAGGAGACGGACAAAUCGGCCAUCACGGACUUUGAUGCCAUGGUGUCGUUCUGUGCUCAAGAAGCCUGUCGCCACGCCACCAUCUCCAAGUUCUUCGGGGACAAGACGCCGGACUGCGCCGGCUCCUGCGACUUCUGCCGCGACCCCAAAGCCGUGCGCGCCCAGCUGGAGAAGGCGGCCGUGCUCAGCACCACGACCGCAGCGCAGGGCGCGGGGGCCGCGGGGCCCUUCGGCUUCCAGCGAGGCCUCUACGAAGGGGGGAGGAAGGGCUACGGCUUCGAAAGGUUCGACGAGGGGGACGCCGGUAGCGGCGAGGAGGACGGCUCGCUGAGGAAGAAGGAGUUUUCAGACCUCUUCAAGCAGCAGAUGAACAUGCGGAAGGUGGUGACGGAUCGUCAGAGGGAAGCCUUUGUUCCCCCGGACGCCGACUGCCCGCUCAGAGAGGCCGGCAGCCAGAGGAUCCCCAAACUCACCGUGAAGGCCCGAGAACACUGCCUGUGCCUCUUGAAGGAGGCUUUAUAUGGCCACCAGAGGUCAGAAGACGCAUUCAGCGACAGUCUGUCGGCGGCCGUCGACGCCGAACACGAGGUCUUCAAGAGCUCCAAGUCCUCCAACUUGUACAAAGCUGCGGUCCUGAAGAAGGUCUCGCAGAUUAAGAAGUCGUCGUCUGGAGGACAAGGACAAGGUGUCCAGUCUGACGGCGGCAGUGAAAACGGCUCCAAAAUCAAAGAGGAAGAGCCCCUGUCCUCUUCGUCCUCCUUCUCUGAGGAGCUGCGGGGGUUCACAUCUGCAUCCGAGAUCUACUCCAUGAAGCGUAAGCGAGUCGGAGCCGGUCUGAGAGGAUCCUCCGACCCCUUCCUGACCGCCAGGGAGCUGCUGAAGCUCCCCGGCGACGGCUCAGCAGGCUCCGGAGAGACCGGCGCCGAGGCGCCUUCGGCUGUGACGUCGUCCGUGGGGACCAGAGCGAACGCCGCCGCCGCCGCCGCCGUCGUCUCCCUGAGCAGCCCGCCGAAGGCCGGCAGAGCCGCCAGCAGGAAGCAGCAGAAACUAGCGGAAGCGGCCAAGAGCUCCCGCGACAUCUCCCAGUAUUUCGCGAAGAAAGAUAAGACGGAGAAAAGCCGCGAGGAGGCGGAGCCGCAGAAGGCGCCGGACGCAACGUCGCCCGCGGACGUCGCUCUCGAUGAAAACGAGGAAGCCGUGGAAGACGCGGAGACGAGUCGAGUGGUGGACGGGAUCCAAGAAGGAAGUAAGAGGGAAGUCAUAGUUCUACGCGAUGAGGAGGGCGAUGAAGGGGACGCGCACGAAACGGAGACGUCGUCGCGGCUUCGGGAGGCGGCUCCUGAGGAGGACAUCCAGGCCGCCGCAGAGACAAAGAAAGCAGAAGAAGAAGCGAGACCGUCUCUAAGAGGAGAGUGGACAGAGGGCGCGAAAGCCGAGCGGCGCUCGUCUCCUCCGGCCAAGCGCCGCCGCCCCGCCGACCGGAGGGUGACCUUCAACCCCACCGUGCAGCAGAGGGCCCCGCUGCACGCCGCCGAGCCCCCCGCGCCCGCCACGCUGAGGGAGGCGGCCGACAUCGUGGUCCGCUGCCUGGACCCCUUCUACACCGAGGGCAAGUUCGCCACCAAGGAGCUGUUCAAGUCGUUCGCCCGCCACUUAUCUCACCUGCUCGCGGAGGGGCGGAGUCAGGGGAAGGGCCAAGUUAAAGCAGAGGCCAAAGCGCUCAUCAAGACGUUCUUCAGCGGCGUGGAGCGCUGCGAGAGCGAGGCCGACUGGAAGCACCUCAAAAGCCCGCAAAGCUGCAAAACCUCGGAGAUCCACAAGGAAUGAAGAUGAGGUUGGAACGUCCUCGACGUCUCCGCCGUCCGUCAGGGGCCGAGCUUUUCUCUGGCUCCGGGGAUCUCAGGCUGCCGGACAGCUCGAUGGUGGAUCUGCUGCUGGAGUUCUGCUUUUCUCAGGCUCGUUGCUGCUGCUGCUGCAGGUCAUGUCGAUAAUAAAGUAAUAACACGUGAUCUGUCUCAGUUCGAGGGAGCAAAGGUACAUCUGUGUGCGUACCAGUGGGAUCAGGGUUGUGCGUAUGUUUUUUUUUUUUUUUUUAUUCGUUCGCAACGCGCACUUUACUCUUUAGUGAAACGUUUUCUCUGCAGGUCGAUCUUUAUACAGAGCGGAAACGGAUGGAAGCAAAGGCCUAAAUAAACGGGUCUAAAGCCGCGCUCGCAGCUCCGUGGCUAUUUGCUAAUUAGCACCGAACGCAAAGUACAGCUGAAACGGACGGGGGAUCGUUAAUAGGUUUCGUCCCCAUGGAAACCAUCCAGUGUGAGCAAAUGGCCGACACGCACGCCAACGGACCUUUUCAUCCACAAAUGUCAGCAAACGCGCCGUGGAAGCGGUUUGCUGAAACGUACACCAACGCCGGUUGGUGGUGUUCCGUCUUUGGCUGCUCGGGGGCCAAACAAAGGAAAUGUACAACAAUGAGAUGCUGUUUGAAGUGAAACUGUCCGGUUUGUGGGUUUUUUUUCCACCGUAAAGAUUAGCUAGAUUCAUUUUUAUGUUCACGUUCCGUGUCUUGGCAAAGGGAGAUGUUCUCUGCUCCUAAACGUCUACAGUGAAUAAACUACGCCGCACUCAACACAA
Gasterosteus aculeatus aculeatus (three-spined stickleback) is the source of this 3844-nucleotide messenger RNA. RefSeq names its product RecQ helicase-like 5 (gene recql5). The record is from RefSeq and is a predicted model, not a curated record. NCBI's taxonomy places the organism in Eukaryota, Metazoa, Chordata, Actinopteri, Perciformes, Gasterosteidae. Gene Ontology annotation, cellular component: chromosome; cytoplasm; nucleus. Gene Ontology annotation, molecular function: nucleic acid binding; ATP binding; 3'-5' DNA helicase activity. Gene Ontology annotation, biological process: regulation of DNA-templated transcription; double-strand break repair via homologous recombination.